Molecule: messenger RNA, 3071 nt
Organism: Pomacea canaliculata
Lineage: Eukaryota; Metazoa; Mollusca; Gastropoda; Architaenioglossa; Ampullariidae
Product: peptide-N(4)-(N-acetyl-beta-glucosaminyl)asparagine amidase-like
Exons: 6
Coding region: 56-2083 (675 amino acids)
Biological process (GO): glycoprotein catabolic process; protein quality control for misfolded or incompletely synthesized proteins; protein deglycosylation
Cellular component (GO): cytosol; cytoplasm; nucleus
Molecular function (GO): peptide-N4-(N-acetyl-beta-glucosaminyl)asparagine amidase activity
Source: RefSeq, a predicted model, not a curated record
CCACAUUCAGGUAUUUGCAGAUGUUAUGGUGGCUUGAGCUUCACAUCCAGUGACGAUGGCUUUUUCUGGCAAUGCUGUGCACCAGCUUUUAACAAACAACAGCAAAGAUGAUUUUCUCUCAGCAUCAGAAUUGUUGCUUCGACUUGCAAACAACGUUCUAGAAAACCCAAACGAUGUGAAAUAUAGACGGAUACGUGUUGGAAAUCCCCUUGUUCAGUCUAAGCUCUUGCCCGUGGUGGGAGGCAUGGAAUGUCUCUUUGAUAUGGGCUUUGUGGAGGAUGGUGAAUACCUAACGCUGCCUGCAAACAACAACCUAAGGGCUGUGCAGCAGAUAAGGGAUGAGAUUUCAGUCCUUUGUCAAAGGGUUCGAAGGGCAGAGGAUGACAGCUCAUCAAAUGGACCUUCCAGGCAACGACAAGAGGAACCUUUCAUGCCAAGCUUAGCACAAAAUUUUGAAGAUUCACAGCAGAGAACAAUGGCUGCAGCAGCUUCAUCUCUUUCAGCUAUGUCCUCCACUUUAUCUUCUUCAGCUACUCCCACAGCCCAAGCUUCCCUUGUUGCAGCAGGUGCUCCAGUACAAGAACAGCGAAUACAGACAAUAGAUGAUCUCAAGAGGAGUGAAUCUGCCUUCUUUGCAAGAUUGCAGUCUGGCAUGUCUCAGGUUCUUCUUUACGAAGACCCUUUGCUUCAGGACAAGGCAAGAGCUCUUGUCCCUACAGCCAGACUUAUGCAGGAGGCUGAAGUUCGUCUGCAAGAAUGUAGAUCUGAAGACCCAUCCAGUUCAUUGGAUGUAAAGGAUUGCUUGGUGUUGGAGUUGCUUAACUGGUUCAAAAAAUCAUUCUUUAUAUGGGUUGAUUGCUUGCCUUGUGAGAAGUGUGGUGGUAGCACCCAUCAUGCAGGAAGUUCUGUUCCUACUGAAGAGGAAGCUUUGUGGGGAGGGUCUCGCGUGGAAAAGCAUCAGUGCGACACUUGCAAUGCCUUUACACGUUUUCCACGUUAUAAUCAUCCUGCAAAACUCCUUGAGACAAGAAGAGGACGGUGUGGGGAAUGGGCCAACUGUUUCACACUAUGUUGUCGAGCUUUGAGGUUGGAAGCCCGUUAUGUGUUGGAUUGGACAGAUCAUGUUUGGACAGAGGUGUAUUCUCAGUCGCAGAGGCGUUGGGUGCACUGUGACCCAUGUGAAAAUGUCUGCGACAAACCGCUUCUUUAUGAAGAGGGCUGGGGCAAGAAGCUAACUUAUGUAAUAGGUUUUUCUAAAGAUGACAUACAAGAUGUGACAUGGAGGUACUCAGCAAAACACCAAGAGGUACUCGCUCGUAGAAAUAGUUGUCGUGAAUCCUGGCUUAUCAACACCAUCCAUCAGCUUUUCAACAAAAUGCUGCAGACAAUGUCAGAAUCCAGGAAACAGGAGAUGUUGCACAGGCUGGUUGUAGAACUUGUUGAGUUCAUGACGCCAAAAGCUGCAGCUAAUCAGAGUUUGCAAGGUCGCACUACUGGCUCUCUUGCCUGGAGGCUGGCUCGUGGGGAGCUGGGCACACCUGAGCCAGCAAAGAAGUUUCAAUACGUGUUUCGACUGUUGGAAGAUGAAAAACACAGUGAAAGGGUGUACAUUAAGUACAGCUGUGCUAAAGAUAUUUACAUAAGGGAGUCGCAGUCUGGCUCCACUAAGCACUGGUAUUCUUGUACCUACAACACCAGAUUUAUUUUUCGUAAAGAGGAGAGUGACUGGAAGAUGGUUUAUCUGGCACGAGAAGAUAAUUCAUCGUCAGCUGAAAUAUCUUGGAAAUUUGAUCUUUCAGGAGAAGAUCUGUGCAUCAGCCGGUUGGAGUUGAGAGCCCCAAGUGCAACAUAUGAGAAUGGUGUCGUGUCUUGGCGGCUAUGUGCUGAUGGGCAGUGCUUCACAGUCCCUGGGCCACAGUUAAACAACUUUCAGAGUUUUGAUCUUCACCGCAGCCAAACCUUGGUUCUAACUGCAGUUUUGACUGGAGGACGGGGAGAUGUUGCUUGGCAACAUACUCAGCUCUUUCGCCAGGGUGUUGAUGAUGCAGAAUUUCCCUUUCAGAUUGUUCUGCAUUUGAGUUAAGAAUCUAAGAUUUUACCUUUAUCCUGUUUUUGAGCAGUGUUCCCAAGUUGACUGCACAAUUUGCAACAUGUUCUGAGAUAUGGUGUAAACGACAUCAAUUUGUACUCUGCAUACAUAAAGACAAGCUAUAAGUUAGCAGGCAAUGCCAUUAGAUGAAUUUGUCUCUUCAAAGCCACAACCACACAUCAUGAGGUUCGCCAUUUUGAGCAAGAAGUUUAUCCAGCCUAUAACUCGCCAGUGUGGGACAGUUUGCUUCUACCAGUUUACCCUUCUGAUUGAGUGCCUUCCCUUGAAAAGCCUUAGAUGGCGAUUACCACAAUGUAUGGGCAAGGGAAAAGAGAUUCAUGUUUUGAAUGUGGCAUUUAGACUUGCCUGUUUGGACUAUAUUGCUGUAUAUUUUGUUUCAUGAAUUUGCUUGUGAUAUUGGGGUGUGACCAUGACAUAGCAUUAUGGCAUGUUUGCUUGCAGUUUAUUGCUUCAUAUUUUGAUGGAAUGUUUUGAUUUGUUUAUGGUUAUGAUGAGGUCAGUAUGUUAGGUUGAACACGGACAUGUAGAGGUGGACUUCUGUCUGUCUGCUGAGACCAACGCCUAGCCUCUUGUAAAGUUCUCUGCUGUUGGUCUUGGCAAGCUUAAACAAUAAAUGGGAAUAAACUGGAAGCUUUGUAUGCACCAACUUCGCUGUAGUAGUAAUCUGGAAAAAAAAAAAAUUGUCUGCAAGCAGUCCAGUAAUGCAAGUUUGUGGUUGGACUAUAUUGCUACAUAUUUUGAUGGAAUGUUUUUAUUUGUUUAUGGUUGUGGUGAGGUCAGUAUGUUUCCAGUAUCUGAGGCCAUUAUAACAGUAAUGUCUUCCAGUCCUCCAUCCCCCCACCUUUCCAUCCAGUAACCAAAGCCUUGACACAAGGAAGUCGAUUCAGUUCUUACUCUGUAUGAAACUCGGAUAACUACACUACCAUCUAAUAAAUGACGGUCUUUGAUCACUUGAUGUCCA